Planococcus citri (citrus mealybug) is the source of this 1415-nucleotide messenger RNA. RefSeq names its product putative odorant-binding protein A5. Bases 416 to 1174 code for a protein of 252 amino acids. The record is from RefSeq and is a predicted model, not a curated record. The transcript has 5 exons. NCBI's taxonomy places the organism in Eukaryota, Metazoa, Arthropoda, Insecta, Hemiptera, Pseudococcidae.
CUUCAGCAUGUCGAACUUGUGUAUUGAAUCGACACAAUCGCGAUCCGUAUCUUUUCCAUUCACGCGAUAGGAUAUCAUAAAAUGCUUGAAAUUUCGUCGGUUUAAUUUGUAAAAAUCGCGCAAGCCGUGUGUUUUACCUAGUUUAUUUAAUUGUUCGAAUUAGCGUGGAACUGCGAUGCGAUGAUAUCGACACAAUGUCUAAAUUACACACGUGUUCCAUUUACAUAAACCUUUCCCUUCGAGACAUCUGGUAUCGCAGUAAAAUUUAACUUAGGUAAUUUUAAAUUGAACACACCUAACGAAAAAUUGAUACAUCGAUACGCGCGUUUCUCCUUCUCGGAGUGAUAUUAAAAUCCCAUUUUAUACUCACGAGCUCGCAUGCUUUAAUCCGAGUAUUGAACACUUUUUGAAAAAAAUGACGGGAAAAUUUUACAUUUUUUUAAUCCUCGCAAUUUUUCCGGUUUACGAAUGUAAACCGAAACGUAAAAUACAUAUGACCUUUUGGCCUCGAAACACGACUCCGUACACAGGCCCAACAGCACCAUUCCUCAAAUUAACCAUGGAAUAUUUAAUGGAGCAGAAAAAAGUAGUACCUAAUGUAUUCCCAGCUGGACCAAGAGAUAGUAUGUUUGUUAAAUUUCCUAUACAUUACGUAAGGGGUCGUCCUGGACAGAUAUUAAGUCACGAAGACUGCCAAAAGGCUCCUUAUAUGUACUACAAUGGUCUAGCUUUGGCGCAUUAUUCGGUUGUGAUGGUUUUGGCAGAAUUCGAUAUGAAAGCGAAUCAGACUUCGUAUUACAAUGAAUGGGUGCACUGGAUCUUGGUCAACGUUCCUGGCAGAAAAUUACGAAGUGGAAAACGAAUAGUUCCUUACAAUGUACCUUUACAGCCUUACUCUAAUGGAACUGCUUACUACAUGGUAUUUUUAGCCUACAGACAAAGGUGGAAAUUUAACGAAACUGAACUGGAAACGAUCAAACCGACAGUAAACGAUGGAUCAUUUAGAAUACACAAAUGGUGCUGGGACCUUAAGAUGAGAUACCCUGAUGCUGGAUUUUUCUUCACUUUACGUUACGAUGUAUAUGCGAAUCGUUCUACGACCGUCACAACGCCUUCCACCACGACUGAAAAGGUCAAAAAAGACAGAAGAAGAAGGAAAAACAGAAGGAAUUAAUAACGUGUUUAUUUUCGAAGUCAGUGAUCGAGAUAUCUGUCGAGUUUUUUGGUUUGUUUUCAUGAAAUUGGUUUGUAUUUUAUUUAAACGAAGUUCUUAAUUCGGGAAAAAGACAUCAUAUGUAUCAUUAGAGAAAAAAAAUGUACCCAAAACUCGUUCCACAGGUGGUCUUUAAGAUAACAGCAAAAUAGUCAGCCAUUAUCCUUACUCUUUUUCAUUAAAAUAUUUAUUUCAAAUUUUA